AUGACCAGCGCAUCCACUGACCUGUACCCUCAAUACUGCUUCCACCUCUCCCCCACGUUCGAUCAAUGGUGCCUGCUCACCGCGGCGACCAUUCACGCCCUCGACACGCACCGCGAGUAUGAAGGUAGGCGUCUCCAUCCACCUUCAUCUUCCCGGGCGGCAAACACUAACAAGGCUCACGCAGGCCAAGGUCUGUUCUUCCACCGCAAUCUUCCCGUGAAAUGGGUACGCCUCGUCGGCGUGGUAGUCGCCAUCGAUGAUGUCUACAACCGUCGCAUCUUCACCAUUGACGACAGCAGCGGCGCCUGCAUCGAGUGUAAUGUUGCCGUCAAAGUCAUCCCUGCCGUACUUCCGGCCUUUGGGGACAAGGAUCCGCUAGCGUAUGCGCCUCGACGACUCGAAUUUCUGCAGCAGGGUUGCGAUGAUGUUGAUGUCGGCGCCGUGGUAGACAUCAAGGGGAGCGUGGCGCUGUUUCGCGAUGAGAAGACGGUCAAGAUACAAAAGGUCAAGAUGGUAAGGUCCACGGCCCAAGAGGUUGCGCUCUGGGAGAAGAGGGAUAAUUCAAGCGCGAUGUGCUGGGGGUGCCCUGGGUGGUGGGUGAGAAGCAGAUGCGACGGUGUCGGCGGGAGGCCGAGGGGCGAAAGAGGAAAGAGAAGCGCGAGGAAAAGGACAGACAGCGACGUGAGGCGGAGAACGGUGAGCCGGUUACAGGGCUGGAGAGGGCCAGUGGUGCAAGGCUGA
This is a messenger RNA of Verticillium alfalfae VaMs.102, 741 nucleotides long. Its product is annotated as OB-fold nucleic acid binding domain-containing protein. Lineage: Eukaryota; Fungi; Ascomycota; Sordariomycetes; Glomerellales; Plectosphaerellaceae. The coding region runs from base 1 to 741 and encodes 246 amino acids. The record is from RefSeq and is a predicted model, not a curated record. The transcript has a single exon.